AUGCCGAACUUAUACGAGAAUGCAAAAGCAAAAUUGCGUGGUACACUGAAGUCGAGCAGCCAUUGUGCCAUAACAGCAGACAUUUGGACCUCAUGCACGACUGAGAGCUACAUAACAGUCACGUGCCAUUUUCUGGAAGACACAAUUAUGCGGUCUGCAGUGCUCUCGACAGCAGUUUUUCAGGGAGCUCACACGGCGCAAAACGUCACUGACGUCAUUGGAGGUGUGCUUGAAGACUGGGGUAUUCGUCAGGCAAUUGUUGCUUUUGUCACAGACAACGAUAAGAGGAUGGUUCUUGCAGCCCGACUGCUGGGUUUCGAGCACCUACCGUGCUUCGCUCAUACGCUGAACCUCACUGUUCAGGAUGGGCUGAAAAGCAGUGAAGAACUAGCAGCCGUGCUGCUAAAGUGCAAGAACAUUGUGCGCUACGUGAAGUCUAGCUGCAUCGCUACCACCAAGCUCCGAGAAGAGCAAGAACGUGUCGGUAAGGUUCCGCCGCUAAAACUGAAACAGGAGACACCAACACGGUGGAACAGCAUCUUUUAUAUGCUAAAACGGAUCUUGGAUGUCGGAGAGGUGCUGACCCUGACACUAUCGAAGUUGCCCCGUGCACCCAGCCCGUUACCAGCAGAGGAUAUAACAGUCAUUGAGGAUGUUGUGGAAUUACUGGAACCAUUCGAAGAAGCCACGAAAUUAGUGUCUGGAGAUGAGUACACUACCAUUUCCUUGGCAAUUCCUGUGGUCUGCGGCAUCGCACAAGAGCUGGAAGAGCGUAUCGAACCAAACAUGAAAACUGAAAUUGGUAAAGAAAUUCUUCGAGAGUGCAUCUCCUCCUUGCAUAAAAGAAUGGACACUUAUGAAGAAAGACAGCUAACAUCUCUGGCAACACUGUUGGACCCGCGACUAAAGGAGAGAGCGUUUUCGAUUCGAACAAACGCAGAUCGCGCCAAAGCUCGUUUGAUUGGUGAACUAAGCCAGCAAAUGUCGGAAAAACUAGUUGGUCCUGCAGCUGAAUCAACUAGACAGCAGGCGGUUCCUAACGAAGUUGCGACAGGAAGCCGAAUUCUGCGGUUCCUUGAGAGGAAGCGACAUGAACCCUCAACCGCCACCUCGAACGCAGACCUGAUGGUUCGCCAGUACCUUGAGUUACCUCCAGAGGAAAGGAAGAGCAACCCGUUAAAAUUCUGGCAGUCCUGGCAAUGCUCCACAACGCCGCUCUCUUAA
Rhipicephalus sanguineus (brown dog tick) is the source of this 1224-nucleotide messenger RNA. Its product is annotated as zinc finger BED domain-containing protein 4-like. The record is from RefSeq and is a predicted model, not a curated record. Lineage: Eukaryota; Metazoa; Arthropoda; Arachnida; Ixodida; Ixodidae. The transcript has a single exon. The coding region runs from base 1 to 1224 and encodes 407 amino acids.